Messenger RNA from Pomacea canaliculata, 1259 nucleotides. RefSeq lists its product as uncharacterized. The transcript is spliced from 8 exons. Lineage: Eukaryota; Metazoa; Mollusca; Gastropoda; Architaenioglossa; Ampullariidae. The record is from RefSeq and is a predicted model, not a curated record. The coding region runs from base 114 to 953 and encodes 279 amino acids.
ACUGCCGUGGUGUUAUCAAACAGUUCUGUGUCUACACCUUCAUACAAGGGGAGGGCACCGGCCUGUGUGCACUGCUGUCUCCUUGUACAGGUAGUGCGGCGUCACCACUCACGAUGACCACCUCUACGUCAUCUUCGCUGCUUGUGGGGCUGCUGGUCGUCGCUGUUGCUGUCGUUAUGGCGUCGGCGAUUCCAGUGCAGGACGCUAUAGGAGAUUUUUGUAAUGUGGAGGGAAGGUCCAUACCCGACGGCACCAACUUCACACAAACCAGGACGGGACCUUGCAUUUUGUUCUUAUGUAGUGGUGGCAAAGUUCUCCGUCUGAAGAGCGGCUGUUUCAAGGAUGGCGAAUGUCAUCCUCUAGGAGACAGAUACACGCAAAGCUGUAUCGAGCAAGUGUGCGUUUCCACCAAAGACAGCACCUUCUAUAAGAUCGCUAAAGAAGGUUGUCUUGCCAAAGACAACACGUGCGUCGACGUCAACAGCAGGUGGACAAGCGGAUGCAACACGUACCUCUGUAGCCGCACACUGUUCUCCAGGUCAAUGUACUCCUACCGCUUGGAAGUGGCUAGUUGGGGAUGUCAGCUGGAUGACGAGUGCGUGCCAGAGAACCACAUCAUCACUGAGGGAUGUCACGUGAAGCAAUGUCAAAAACGCGAAUCCCUCAUAGGUUUCAGGACUCUGAGGAUGGGUUGUCCUUUCCAAGGAGAGUGUCUGGCAGUUGGAGAGCUUAAGACCAAAGACUGCACCACCCUGACCUGCGAUAGGGAGGACAAUAAAGGCCUCCACUACCUGACAAUAAGAACCACCAAGCUGCGAUGUCAGGAUGCUGACAAAAAGUGUCACGACAGUGGGUCCUACUUCCCUUUAGAAACCGAGGGCAUGCGUCUGAACUGCACGUGCUUUGUUCACGAUGGUAACCUGGGCGCAUCCUACUCCUGUCCGCCACAGUAGGAUCCGUUUGCUGCAUUUACAAUGCUGGAAUGCCAGGAAGGAUAACUGUUGGACAACUUACAACCAGUUCUCCUAACAGGAGUGAUUUCCCUUGAAACGACACUUUAUUGUGGCGAAGACAACAUUGACACUCGACAGUCGUGGCCAGGCACCGAGUUUAAUAUGAGCGUGGACGCUGUUUGUCCACAUUGAUUUUAUGCACAUGUUUUAGGCAGAAAAUUGCAAAAAAAUUGUUUGUUUCUUUUCUUCGUUUUAAUGUGUAACGUAUUAUAAAUCAUAUUGUCUAAUAAAAAUGUCUUAUCAGCA